Messenger RNA from Klebsormidium nitens, 1288 nucleotides. The record is from the annotation of a GenBank genome assembly. NCBI's taxonomy places the organism in Eukaryota, Viridiplantae, Streptophyta, Klebsormidiophyceae, Klebsormidiales, Klebsormidiaceae.
UGCUGUGUCUGUGCAGUAUGCUGAGGUCAACCGAGACUUCGUAGUGCUCGUCUCUGCGGACGUCAGCCGUGACGUCAUCCGGCAGCUGGAGGAGGAGUGCGUGGUGGUGCUGCGCGUGGACCCCCGCGCGAGCGCCAAGGGGCAGCGCCUGCAGCGUAUGAGCGCGCGCUACGAGUCGGGCUACUGGCAGAUCAAGAUGCACAUCUGGAGGCUGGCACAGUACGAAAAGAUUGUCUACAUGGACGGGGACAUCUUCAUGCGGCAAAAUGCGGACGCCCUGUUCUGUGCACACAUCCCGAAAGGCGCCGUGUUUGCCGCCGUCCCCAAGAGUCCCAAGAACAAAACUGCGGGCUUCAAUGCGGGGACCUUCGUGCUCCGCCCCAGCCUCCAGGUGUUCGAUGAGGUACAGGCCCGAUUCGACGCCCUGACUGACGAGGAGAUGCUCGCGACUUGCGAACAGGACUUCGUCAACCUCGUUUUCCACGGCCGCUUCAGCUACCUGCCGGUGGACUCCGUUCUGAAGCACCGGCGGUGGGUCGCGCACCCGUCCGCGUGGAACGUGUCCCGCGUGUUGGGCUUCCACAUGAACGGCCCGCCCAAGCCCUGGGACCCGCAGUGGCUCACCCAGUGCGCGUACCCGCCGCCGCACGGGGAGAAGGUCAAGGAGUACACUCAGCUGUUCACCAACUGGUGGCGUCACUACUACGACAUGAUCGAGCAGCCGCUGCCGUCCGAUCAGCGGCGGAUGGCACUGCGCCCGGAGCACGACCCCGAUGCCACGUGGCAGCGUUGGGACGAGCGGCGCUUCAUCGCGAGCGGGUGCGGGUUCAACGCUUCUGUUGGGAAAGUGGAGGACGAUGCGACUGUGCGGUAGCCUGUCGGAAGACGGAGCAGCCGCUAUGUUGGGAAGGGAAGCUUGGGAAAUGACGCGUUUCCCGCAUGAGCGAAUGGUUAACAGAAAGCGUUUGCGUUGGAGUGUUCGAUUAGACAGGUCACUGGAUCACAGGAGUCGCCGAGAUCAAGAAUACUUGCUUAAGGUCAAUCUGCUAACUCAGGAUCGUGACUGCUGACGUGUAAGAUAUGACCGAUACGAUAGGCUAAUAAUCUAUCGGGAAGUACUAUACAGAGGUACAACGUGUCGCUAAUGCUUAACGAUAAGUUAUUUAAAGGUAGACGUACUGCAACAGGUGAACAAAUGCUUAUACGUUUGUAGUGAUUGGAUACGAAGAUGUGAGGUAUUUGCAAACUUGAGAUCUGCAUUUCAACGGAUCCGACAGGAGAAUCGAUA